Messenger RNA from Cyprinodon variegatus (sheepshead minnow), 1006 nucleotides. RefSeq names its product histone H1-like. Gene Ontology annotation, molecular function: DNA binding; structural constituent of chromatin. The transcript is spliced from 2 exons. Lineage: Eukaryota; Metazoa; Chordata; Actinopteri; Cyprinodontiformes; Cyprinodontidae. The record is from RefSeq and is a predicted model, not a curated record. Gene Ontology annotation, biological process: nucleosome assembly. Gene Ontology annotation, cellular component: nucleosome. The coding region runs from base 14 to 634 and encodes 206 amino acids.
UAAACAGAGAAACAUGGCAGAAGAAGCUCCAGCAGCUGCACCGGCGAAAGCCCCGGCAAAAGCCCCGAGGAAGAAGUCCGCUCCUAAGGCCAAGAAGGAUGGACCCAGCCUGUCCAAGCAGAUCGUGGACGCCGUGGCCGAGUCCAAGGAGCGCAAAGGAGUGUCUCUGUCGGCGGUGAAGAAGGUCCUGGCUGCUAAAGGGGUGGAUGUAGCUAAAGCCAACAAGCGGAUCAACACGGCCGUCACUAAGUUGGUGACCAACGGCACCCUGGCUCACACCAAGGGGACCGGGGCCUCCGGUUCUUUCAAGCUCGCCAAGGAGUCCAAAUCCGCUAAACCAGCCAAGAAGGUGGUGAAGAAGAAGGCUCCCGCAAAAGCCAAGAAGCCCGCCGCCAAGAAGGUCAGCACCCCGAAAAAAGCCACCGCUGCUAAGAAAGCGACAGCAGCCAAGAAGUCUCCGAAGAAGGCAGCAGCGGCCAAGAAAAGCGUGAAAAAGGUGGUGAAGAAGAGCCCCAAAAAGGCCGCCCCUGCUGCCAAGAAGCCAAAGGCUGCUAAGAAGCCUGCAGCUAAGAAACCUGCAGCCAAGAAACCUGCUGCAGCUAAAAAGGCCCCAGCUAAGAAGGCCAAGAAGUAGACUGCUGCUUCAACCAGCACUCAGUGCAACAAAGGCUCUUUUCAGAGCCACCACAGCUUCAUCUCAAGAGCUCAUUCCUUAUAAGCAGAAAAUUAAUUACUUAAUUAGAUAAUAUUCUCAAACUUAAAGGCAGUGAUUAGGGUGGCUGAUCAAUGGAAUUAUUAAAAUCAGUUAAUUUCACUCAUAACUGAUCCCCAUGGGAUAGCCUCAUCCAUGAUUCACAGAUUCACCGUAAAAUAACGAGAUCAUCUCUAAAUAUGAGCAAAAAUGUGACCACAUUAUUAACACUAAUACCUAUUUGGAAAUGAAUGUUUCUAAUAAUGGAAGCAUGGAUAUUUAAUUAGAUGUGUGUUUAGCACAUCUAGUGAUUUC